This is a messenger RNA of Neurospora crassa OR74A, 3056 nucleotides long. RefSeq lists its product as hypothetical. Lineage: Eukaryota; Fungi; Ascomycota; Sordariomycetes; Sordariales; Sordariaceae. The record is from RefSeq and is a predicted model, not a curated record. The transcript has 3 exons. The coding region runs from base 943 to 2739 and encodes 598 amino acids.
CUGGGACUCUCUCCUCAUCCUCGUCUGACUCGACUUUUGCGUUCGACGAUGACAUGUGGUCGACAUGCCAUUCGAUGUUUGUAACUGACCAUCAUGAUAGCGACAUCAAGGUUCAACAACCACUUCAGCGGUCUAGGCAACAUUGCCGCUUCGGAUCUGGCAACUGCCAAUUCACUACCUCUGACUCCUCGUAGUGUAUACACUACAAACUGCUUUUGCCCGUGUUCAACAGGAAAAACACAGCAGAAGCCCAUCUGGAUCAGAAAUCCACAUGCAUCCCCGGGGCUGCUGUUUACAUCAGAUUCGCUCAACGCUACAACUGCCGUGCUUGCCAUUCAUCGGAACCCGGACAGCAUCAUGAUUGGUGCGCCGACGAAAGACACAAGACCCUAGAUGGGAUCAUCCGCGGCAACAGUUCAGGCACACAAGAGUCUUCAAAGCCAUCACCCACACCUACAAACCCAUUCCACGCUACGUCCCCGGUUCCGCCAUGCAGGUUUCCUGCUCGUCACAGCCGCUCACUACCCACUCAACCACCUUAAACAACCUUGACUAUAGUGGUCUAGUGGUGUCCACCUCGAUAGUGCCAUCCACUUUGGGGAAUUUUCACGAGAUGGGCGGCACAGGAUCGUUUCUUUCUUUGUGAUGUGGUAGAGGCUAGAGAGAGAGGCUCAAUGAUAUCAACAGGUGCCCCGGCUUUUCUUGCUCUUCGCCGUCGAGAUGCUUUCGUCCAUCAUAUUCUUUUCUGCCUUCUCAACCUGUCAUUCGCUAUUUUUCCGACUGUCUGCGGCCUGGUGCCCUUUUGAUAUCCAUCUAUACUUUUAAUCAACACAGUAUAUUAUACUCAGCCUAUCCUUCAACGACUCUCACAUCCGCAUCUCGAAUAUUUGAUUGGAUUGUCAACCGAGUCUUCGACCCAACGCGCCGAACCAUAUUACAAAGAUGAAGACCACUAGCCGGGCAACGAGGAGCAAAACAACCAUUGCCCUCCUCUCUGCUCUACUGAUACCUCAACUCGCCAGCGCACUACAAGUUACACCCAAUUCUCCGUGCGCCUCAGUAUGCCUAGACUCUCCCGACCUCGACCAAUCAGAUCCCAACUCUUCCAACACCAAAAACAAGGAUAUCAUUUGCAGUGAUGGAGCAGUCAACAGUCCGGCGGGAAGUAAAUGGAAAGACUGCAUGACUUGUUUACAAACCAGUCCAUUCUCACAGGACCGCGAGACUGAUCAAAUGUGGUUUCUUUACAACCUGAGAUACACUUUAUCAUAUUGUCUCUUUGCUUUUCCCAACGCAACAGAUGUAGGGACAACACCAUGCAGCACAUCCAUGGCCUGUGGCCCUUUACAACAGAGUCUGCAACACGGUAUCCCUGACCCCAAAGAUACCACGGCAUCUUCAUAUUGCUCGGCAGACGACGGAUAUGCAUCGGAUCCUGUCAUCUAUGGGCACUGUACCUCGUGCUUGGUAGCUGGAGGAGAGUCCAACUACCUAGCCAAUUACUUCACCGCCCUAGAAGCCGGCUGUCAAUACAAACCUGAAGCAGGAAGUGUCAUCGGCCUGAACGACACCAUCUUCUCCAAAUCUCCUGUCGGCAUCGUCGACCCUUCAACAGUCCUCAAGUCCGAAGAGGGCCCUAAGAUCUCAACAACUAUCAUCGCCGUCAUCAUUUGCAUCAGUGUGCUCGUAAUCCUCAUCAUUUCAGCCAUAUUCUUCAUCUGCCUCAAGAAACGCCAAAACAGGGCGGCCCGCGCCAGCGCCCAGCUCGACUACGCCGAGAAGCGAGCCCGGUCCCGACAUCAGCGCCAGUCUUCGCUCUCUUUCCAGUGCCAGACUCAUGUGCUUUCACCGCGUUUUUGGCCCGGCGUGUCUCAACCUGGUGAGAGUGGAGGAGACGAGACGACGAUGAUGAUGAUGCCGGACCCCACCAACAGCGAUGUCAACAAAAACAACACCACAAGGCCCCUCUCCCAUCAGCAGCCCGAACACUCAGCCCCUGGCACACCAGCAAGAGGACUCUCCACCCGCCGUGUUACUAGCUGGAAGCAACACAACUCGCUGAUCUCGACAGUAGCUGAGGAUAAAGCCUGGGAGCACCAGCAACAACCACAAAUCUCAUCUUCCGACACCAGAAGCGCCGCCGUCAACCCACUAGAUCUCCACACCCUAACCACGACCGGUAUUCCUCGCUCGCCCACCCGCGCUUAUUACUAUGGAACUCCCGCAACCCCAGCGAGCUCCAACGCUUACUACUACAGCCCUUCCCCUAUGUCUGCCAGCUCAACCCGCAGCACUGCCGCCUUGCUUCCUUCCAUUCAGCCUUAUAACCCAUCUGACGACCAUCAUCAGCAUCAAAACCAACAGACCCCAACGCAACUCCACAGCGCCAACAGCACCUUUGGCGGCCCUGGCUCCUCCUCCGCUGGUGGCCUGGGUGGUGGGCAACAAAGUCCAUGGUCAGCGACGACAGCUAUGUCUAGUCCCUUGAUGAAGAAUUAUGGGUGGCCUUUACCUGCCCCUGCUGCUCCCCAGCCUCAACAAGGAAACAACGAGCAGCAGAGACGAUUCAAUGGAAGUAAUGUCAGUGUGACGACGCACGGCAUCCUCCCGCCGUCGCCAAGGAGUCCGAGAUUUGGUGGGAAUGUGAUGAUGAAGAAGAAGAAGCCGGCGGGGAGUCCGGUUGAGAGUGUGGCGAUUCGAACCAUGUUUGAUGCGCCACCGAAAAGUCCUCGAAAGUGAGAGGCCGAGGUGUGGAUGCUUGUGCAUAGGUAGUUAGGGAUGAUGAAUGAUACCCGUGAUGAUGAUAAUGAACUGGCUUCUUCAUAUGCUCCGUCACUAGAAAGUUGUUCGCUGUUCAGAGAUGAAAGUAUACCUUGGGGAGUUGCAUGCUUGUACAAAGCAAAAAGGGAGGAAGAAAAAAAAUACCGGAUUUGGGUAUCGUCAUUCUCUAUCAUGCUAUGGUUUUGGUACGGUAAGUCUCUUGAAGCAGCUCAAAGGUAGAAGCAAGUAUAAUCUGUGCACCGAGUGCAUGAAGGCCUCAGAGUCCUUCCCUCCCU